UAUUAUGUGCCAAGAAUCUUGCAAAGAAAGAUUUCUUCAGACUUCCUGACCCAUUUGCAAAAGUAGUUGUUGAUGGGUCGGGUCAGUGCCAUUCAACUGACACUGUGAAGAACACAUUGGACCCCAAAUGGAACCAGCAUUACGAUCUGUAUGUUGGGAAGACAGAUUCCAUAACCAUCAGUGUAUGGAACCACAAAAAAAUCCACAAGAAACAGGGAGCUGGCUUCCUGGGGUGUGUCCGACUCCUCUCCAAUGCCAUCAGCAGGCUAAAAGAUACUGGAUACCAGCGUUUGGAUCUAUGCAAACUAAAUCCCACAGAUACUGAUGCUGUACGAGGCCAAAUAGUGGUCAGUUUACAGACACGGGACAGAAUAGGCACAGGCGGCUCUGUAGUAGACUGUAGAGGGCUUUUGGAGAAUGAAGGAACGGUUUAUGAAGACUCCGGACCGGGAAGGCCGCUGAGCUGUUUCAUGGAGGAACCAGCACCAUACACAGACACUACUGGGGCUGCUGGAGGAGGCAACUGUCGCUUUGCAGAGUCCCCCAGUCAAGAUCAGAGGCUUCAGGCACAGCGACUUCGCACUCCUGAAGUCAGAGGUCAUGUACAGACGCCUCAGAACAGACCACACGGGCACCAGUCGCCUGACCUGCCCGAAGGCUAUGAACAAAGAACAACGGUACAGGGCCAGGUUUAUUUUUUGCACACACAGACUGGAGUUAGCACAUGGCAUGACCCAAGGAUACCCAGAGACCUUAACAGUGUGAAUUGUGAUGAACUGGGACCUUUGCCUCCAGGUUGGGAAGUUAGAAGUACAGUUUCGGGAAGAAUAUAUUUUGUAGAUCAUAACAACAGAACCACACAAUUCACAGAUCCACGACUACAUCACAUCAUGAACCAUCAAUGCCAGCUGAAAGAGCCCAGCCAGCAACCUCUGACAGCUCCAAACGAGGGAUCACUAGAAGAUGGUGAGGAGUUGCCUGCACAGAGAUAUGAAAGAGACUUGGUACAGAAGUUGAAAGUUCUUAGACAUGAGCUCUCUCUCCAGCAACCACAGGCCGGUCACUGUCGCAUCGAAGUAUCCAGAGAGGAAAUAUUUGAGGAAUCCUACCGUCAGAUCAUGAAGAUGAGGCCAAAGGACUUGAAAAAGAGGCUUAUGGUGAAAUUCCGAGGAGAGGAAGGGCUGGAUUAUGGAGGAGUAGCAAGAGAAUGGUUGUACUUGCUAUGCCAUGAAAUGUUGAAUCCUUAUUAUGGACUUUUCCAGUACUCCACAGAUAAUAUUUACAUGCUGCAGAUCAAUCCAGACUCUUCUAUCAAUCCUGACCAUUUGUCUUAUUUCCAUUUUGUUGGUCGGAUAAUGGGUUUGGCUGUGUUCCAUGGACACUAUAUCAACGGGGGGUUCACGGUUCCCUUCUACAAACAGCUUCUGGGGAAGCCCAUUCAGCUCUCCGAUCUGGAAUCUGUUGACCCAGAAUUACACAAAAGUUUAGUCUGGAUCUUAGAGAACGAUAUCACCCCAGUUCUGGACCAUACAUUUUGUGUGGAACACAACGCUUUUGGGCGGAUUUUACAGCAUGAACUCAAACCAAAUGGCAGGAAUAUUCCAGUGACAGAAGAGAACAAGAAAGAAUAUGUCAGGUUGUAUGUAAAUUGGAGAUUUAUGAGAGGAAUAGAAGCACAGUUCCUGGCUCUGCAGAAGGGUUUUAAUGAACUUAUUCCUCAACAUCUCCUUAAGCCUUUCGACCAGAAGGAACUUGAGCUGAUCAUAGGAGGCCUGGAUAAGAUAGACCUGAAUGACUGGAAGUCAAACACACGUCUAAAGCACUGCAUGGCAGAUAGCAAUAUUGUGAAGUGGUUCUGGCAAGCAGUGGAAACAUUUGACGAAGAAAGAAGGGCAAGGCUGCUGCAGUUUGUGACGGGUUCAACGCGUGUCCCACUUCAAGGUUUCAAGGCUUUACAAGGUUCUACAGGCGCUGCAGGACCCAGACUGUUUACCAUCCAUUUAAUAGAUGCAAACACAGACAACCUGCCAAAAGCCCACACUUGCUUUAACCGGAUUGACAUUCCGCCUUAUGAGUCAUACGAGAAGCUUUAUGAGAAGCUGUUGACAGCUGUGGAAGAGACAUGUGGGUUUGCUGUGGAGUGAAAAAGCAACCAAAGGAAACAGAUGCUAGCUCAUGGACCACCAAAUCAAAAGCUAGAAGAAGCUUGCUGUGAACUUCCUGCUAAGCUGUCUGAAGCAUCGGAACUUAAAGACAACUUAGAGAUGGGGCCGUUUCCCUUCCGCCACUGGUGGAUGAGGGUGGGGGUAGGGGCUUUUGUUGGUGGUUUCCAACUUUAUUUCCUCCCCUUUGUUACGAUAACCCCUUCCCUCUUCCUCCAUCUCCCAUACAACGAAAUGCAGCCAAGUUCAGCACUUGGCUUUGGGUUACACAGGAUAUUCUGCUAGAUUUGUAACACAUAUUGUGAUAGGGUCAGCGACCUGUGGGGUUUUUUUUAAUCAUAGAAUCAAAAUGUAAUUAGGAAUGAGCUUAAUUUGCUGAGGACUUGCAGCUGGUAGAUGUACCUGGUUAGUUUGUCCUAAAUCAAGCUGGAGCCCUUGUAAGAGUCUGAUGGGUGCAGAGUGUCUGACUGGCACUAGAAUUUGCAUUGCACAUGUUAAACACCGGUUUAAAGAGUCAACUUCUAGCAGAAAAUUACCUCCACGUCAACACUUAACUGAAA
Molecule: messenger RNA, 2722 nt
Organism: Nestor notabilis (Kea)
Lineage: Eukaryota; Metazoa; Chordata; Aves; Psittaciformes; Psittacidae
Gene: SMURF1
Product: SMAD specific E3 ubiquitin protein ligase 1
Exons: 17
Biological process (GO): negative regulation of BMP signaling pathway; ubiquitin-dependent protein catabolic process
Molecular function (GO): protein binding; ubiquitin protein ligase activity
Source: RefSeq, a predicted model, not a curated record